Molecule: messenger RNA, 700 nt
Organism: Sorex araneus (European shrew)
Lineage: Eukaryota; Metazoa; Chordata; Mammalia; Eulipotyphla; Soricidae
Gene: FABP2
Product: fatty acid binding protein 2
Exons: 5
Coding region: 164-562 (132 amino acids)
Biological process (GO): fatty acid transport
Cellular component (GO): nucleus; cytosol
Molecular function (GO): fatty acid binding
Source: RefSeq, a predicted model, not a curated record
GGCAGAACUCAGCAUUUCCUUGUGACCAGAGGAAGCUUCUGGUUACAGCCCAGAGCGCGGCAAGGGCUUCGGGGGACAGUGAAGGCUUCGGGGGGCUCCCGUCACGGGACUGGCAGCUCGGUCCGAGCCUCAGGCUGCAGUGGGGCUGACUCAACUGAAGACCAUGGCGCUGAACGGUUCUUGGAAGGUGGACCGCAGUGAGAACUAUGAGAAGUUCAUGGAAAAAAUGGGUAUUAACAUGGUCAAGAGGAAACUUGCAGCUCAUGACAAUUUGAAACUGACAAUCUCACAAGACGGAAAUAAAUUCACAAUCAAAGAAUCAAGUACUUUUCGAACCAUCGAACUUGCUUUUGAACUUGGUGUCAACUUUAAUUACAGCCUAGCAGAUGGGACUGAACUCAGUGGGACCUGGAACAUGGAGGGAAGCAAGCUGGUUGGAAAAUUCACCCGGGUAGACAAUGGAAAGGAGCUGAAUGCCGUCCGCGAAGUGGUCGGUGAUGAGAUGGUCCAGACUUACACCUACGAGGGUGUGGAGGCCAAGAGGUUCUUCAAGAAGGAAUAAAUGUUAACUCCUGCCUCUCCGUCCUUGGCACAAAUUGGAUGGAAGAAUCUAUACUGCAACAGAACUGUCUGUCUCUCCUCACCCAGUAUAAAGGUUACUGCCGGAUUAGUCCUUUUAUAAAAUUGGCCAGAGGUUCAU